AUGAGGAUUCAAGACCCUAAAAAGAGCAUGGAUUUCUACAUCAACUUGAUGGGUAUGAGGACUAUUUUUGUAAUAAACGCCGGCCCCUUUACAGUAUACUACCUCGGCUACCCACAAAGCGAUAAGCAUCUUGUCGACCUAGCCCAGUUCGCUGUUGAUACUAUCACUAACCUCCCACAUACACUUGGUCUCUUGGAACUUUUUCAUGUCCAUGGAUCUGAAGAACAAGCGCCCGGGUUUUACUCUACAGGAAAUACACCGCCGAAUCUAGGAUUUGGACAUCUCGGGUUUACUGUACCAAACGUACCGCAGGCGCUAACAAGACUGAGAGCACAUGGCAUCACGGUCCUCAAGGAUAUUGGACCAUGCGAGGCCCCUAUCCCGAUCAGUGACUGGGAGAAACAACGCGGCGUGGGGGUCUCGAUCAAGGGAACGGAGAGCGAGCUCCAUCACGGGUAUGGAAAGCUAUUGGAGCAGAUUGCAUUUGUCCAGGAUCCGGAUGGUUAUAUCGUGGAACUAGUGCCACAGAAUAUGGAUAAUACAUAA
This is a messenger RNA of Fusarium musae, 546 nucleotides long. RefSeq lists its product as uncharacterized. NCBI's taxonomy places the organism in Eukaryota, Fungi, Ascomycota, Sordariomycetes, Hypocreales, Nectriaceae. Bases 1 to 546 code for a protein of 181 amino acids. The transcript is spliced from 3 exons. The record is from RefSeq and is a predicted model, not a curated record.